Pterocles gutturalis (yellow-throated sandgrouse) is the source of this 315-nucleotide messenger RNA. RefSeq names its product interleukin-8-like. Gene Ontology annotation, biological process: antimicrobial humoral immune response mediated by antimicrobial peptide; neutrophil chemotaxis; inflammatory response. The record is from RefSeq and is a predicted model, not a curated record. The transcript is spliced from 4 exons. Gene Ontology annotation, cellular component: extracellular region. Gene Ontology annotation, molecular function: chemokine activity; CXCR chemokine receptor binding. Bases 1 to 315 code for a protein of 104 amino acids. NCBI's taxonomy places the organism in Eukaryota, Metazoa, Chordata, Aves, Pterocliformes, Pteroclidae.
AUGACUGGCAAGGCUGUGGCUGUUGUCCUGACUCUUCUCCUGAUCUCAGUGGUGGGAACGAAAGGCAAGGCCCUGCCACGCUCAGCGAUUGAACUCCGAUGCCAGUGUGUAGGCACCCAUUCCAAGUUCAUCCAUCCCAAGUUCAUUCAUAACGUGAACCUCAUCCCCAGCGGACCUCACUGCAAGAACGUUGAAGUCAUAGCUACCCUGACAGACGGCAGAGAAGUGUGCCUGGACCCCACUGCUCCCUGGGUGAAGCUGAUCAUCAAGGCGAUUCUGGACAAGGCAAACGCCAAAUCUGAGACAGUGUCCUAA